AUGCGUAAGCGAAAAUCUGUUAAGAAAAAUGAUGACGAAUCUGAUGGCUCCGAACCCGGGGCUGAGCCAGAAGAAUUUCAGGAUUCUGGUGAAGAUUGGACGCCGGAUGCCGAUUCGAAUGAGCAGCCUGGCCGCGGCACUCGUAAACGAACUUCAAAGCCCUCUAUGAAUAAUACGAAGAAGAAACGCAAAAAUUCGUCAUCAGAGGAAAGUGAGGGAGAAGGAGAAGGUGAAGGCGAAGAAGAUGAAGAAGCAGAAGAUGAAGAAGGAGACCUUGAUGAAGAGGAAGGUUCUGAUGAUGAAAAAAAUGGGUCUGAUGGAAACAAGUCUGACUCAAGUCAAUCUAAAGAUGUACCAAAGCAUUUCCAUUCUGGAAACUUUGUCUUGUUAAAAUCUGAUGUGAAGUGGGAUGGGGACACAGUAAUUUCAAAGCUGGAUGAAUUGAAUUUGUGGAAAAUAGAUGGUAAAGCAUUGCUGCAGAAGUUUAUCCCAAUGGAAUCAAAUGGAAAAGUUUUGCACAAAUGCACAUGUGUGUACUCUGGAUGGAAUGUGGACAACAGAGACAAUUAUUAUCCCAUCACUGAAAUACUUGAUCGUAAUCCUCGUACAGACUCCAAGGAAAUAUGUGUAGCAUUAGAUCUAAAUGAUCUUAUCAAAGUAAAGGACAAGUAA
Messenger RNA from Arctia plantaginis, 672 nucleotides. Lineage: Eukaryota; Metazoa; Arthropoda; Insecta; Lepidoptera; Erebidae. The record is from the annotation of a GenBank genome assembly.